AUGCGCGCGUCGUUCGCGACGCCCGCGCGCGUGACGGCGACGCCACGGCGCGUGAUCGCGCGCGCGCGCAUCGACGCGAUCGACGUCGACGCGAUCGAUCGACGCGUCGCCCUCGUGGGCGUGGCGUCGGUGCUCGCGGCGUCGACGCCCGCGCGCGCGCUCGGGGCGGAUCUGGAGGACGCGCUGGCGCGGAAGGCGGCGCGGAAGGCGGCGGUGCGGGAGGCGGCGGAGGCGAGCGCGAAGACGGGACGGGGCGAGGCGGCGUUCGCGGACGCCGAGCGAGGCGUGAGCGAGGAGUCGAGGACGCCGAACGCGCACUCGAGACAGGAGGAGGGACUGCGGAAGACGUUGAGUGAUAACGCGUGA
Molecule: messenger RNA, 366 nt
Organism: Ostreococcus tauri
Lineage: Eukaryota; Viridiplantae; Chlorophyta; Mamiellophyceae; Mamiellales; Bathycoccaceae
Product: Helix-hairpin-helix DNA-binding motif, class 1
Exons: 1
Coding region: 1-366 (121 amino acids)
Source: RefSeq, a predicted model, not a curated record